GAUAAUGCAACGAAAACAAUUGUCUUUUUAAUCAGGGUGAUAAUGAAAGAUUGGACUAAGGUGUUUUCAGCUGCCUUCAUCGGAGCUGUUGUUGCAAAUUUCAUCACUGUGUCAGCCAAUGAUAACUCUUCUACAGAGGAAGACGAAUGGAAGAUCGAAUGGUACCUAAAUCUAACAAUAACUUGGAUUGCCAAACCACCGUAUGUCGCUCGACCCACCAAUGGAUCUAUAGACAGCGGGGCUCAGGGACUGAUCCGAGAUACGCUUUUACGAUACAUGACGUAUGAAUGCGGUUUGGUUAAUCGUAUCAAAUACCAAGUGGAAGACCGGCAAGUUAACAGUGAAUAUGAAAUGAUCGUACUUCUCGAGCAAAACAAAGUCCACGUUGCAGCUCCUAUAUUUGAACCAAAAGGGGACAGACACUACAGCGAGUUCCCAUUUUUCAAAGUUGUUGAUUAUCCAGGAACAGACUACAUUACCACUGAAGAAGGGAACAACAAGAUCAGCUAUGUUUUGGAUGCCGUUCUGAAGUCUUGGCCACUGCUAGCUGUUACUCUGGUCCUGACAGCCAUUUCAGGAGUUGUUAUGUGGGCUUUGGUAAGUUUGAAUUUGUGUAACAAAACAUUCUCUAGCGCCCAAAGGGUAUUUUCUAACUAUAUCCGCUACUUUUUUAUUGUUUAAUAAAUUUAAACCUUUGCAAAAUGAUUUACGUGAUCUUUCAACGUCAGCAACCCAUUUUAUCUGCGAGAGGUGGGAAACAAUUAUCAUGAUUGAAGGAAAAAAAUAAAUCAACCAUAGACUGUCUGACUUAACUAGAGGGUACUCGUCGGGGAGCUAGGCCACCUGUGCAGUUCAUAAUUAUAAAUAUUAAUAACUAUACCCGGUUCAUGUGACAAGCGUUCUUCGUGUAGUUAAGAACUAAAAUGCUACGCUUAGAAAAACAUUGUCGAAAGUGUGGAGUAUGGAGUAAGCAUUUGAGUUUGGAUUAUUUGAUCUUAGGAGCACUAUUUUGUGUCCUUAAGAGACAGUUAGGAAGUGUCACGGCAAAAAAAAUAUAUAUUUGAAAUCAUUCACUUCCUACCUCUUAUCAACAACAGCGACCGGCACAUCUUGCAGCGGGGAGGCAACCGUUUGGGGAUACACAUUGAGAAAUUUGACCGUAUUUAUUUCUUCAUUAAUAAUAUAACACUUUUUUUCUUGUUUACUAAGAAUUGUUUCUUCACUUUUUUCAGGACACUUACUGGAAUAGUGAAGAGUUUCCACGUUCAUUCAUCAAAGGCUCAUGGGAUGGAUUUUGGUGGUCUUUUAUUUCGAUGACCACAGUAGGGUAAACCUCUUUAGUUACAUAACUAGCUUUGCAAAAAAUGUUGUCAAACACCUAAUGAAUUUUGGAGAUUUUAUUUAAAUUUAUGGACACUACAAAUUUUAAUUGGACCUCAAAACAGUGGACCAGAGAAGCCUCCCUUGUUGAUGUCCAAUGUUUAUUUCGAGCCGAUUCAGCAUGGUCCAGCCAUCUAAUUUUGGAUGUUCUAUCAUGAUCAGUGUGCAAGCAGAUUUAAGGUGAUAAUGAUCUAUUUCGUCUCAGGUAUGGUGACAAAUCUCCCAAAUCUCUUCCUGCACGGAUAUUCUCUAUUGUUUGGAUUCUCGUGGGCCUGAUUGUUAUGGCAAUCUUUACAGCGAACGUCACUUCAGCCCUGACGGCUCUUUCCCAGGAAACCGAACCAAGUAGCUUUGCUAAUAAGAAAGUGAGGCUGAUAGAUUGCUAAACAAUGAAAAAAAACGUGGCAUGUUGUGGAUAAAUUAGCGAUGCAAGAGGCUAACGCCGUGCAACGUACACCAUGCAUUCCCGAACAGAUUGCAGAUCACCAAGAAAAUGUCAUCAUUACAUGUGAAGACACGCGUAACCAUGUUGUGACUUUCCUAUUUCUGUUCUUUUUCUUGGUUAAAUUUCAUUCAUGUUCUUGCCGUUAUUCCUAUUAUUCUUCUCCUGCGUCCUCUUUUUCUUUUUCGUUGUCGUCAUGUCCUUUUUAAAAACCAUCUAAAAAGUUAUUAUUAUAAUUAUACAACUGUGUUGUAGAAAACUAUAAUAUGUCUGAUAAAAAAGUUUUUUUCAUCAGGUUGCAGUUAUAGGAAAUGGGACAGAGUACCAACAUGCACUACAGGAGGAGGCUGAACCAAUAGGUAUUUAUGUACAAUUCCAUAACCACUGGAUGCAAUUAGUUGUUCUAAAACCAGAGUGUAAGCUUUACCAAUUGAAUAAGCAACUGGUUGCAAGCAUGGCCCAUCAACCCUGGACACGAAAAGGGUAAAAUGUCUUGGAUACGUCGACGGAGUAUGCACCCUCAUAUUCAAUCAAUCCAUUUGCUACAAUUAAUUGCUUUAAUUUAAGAAUUAUAGUCAACUGGUUUUCCUUGUGAGCCGUUAGCCUUAAGAACGACGUCUCAACAACCUAUGCAAAAGUCAACAGCUACAGUCUUGUACGUCAGUUGGGUGUAAUAAACGUUAAUAAAUGUUAAUACUUUGUUGUUUUUUUUUCAUACUGUAUCUAGUGCGCAACAGUAUCGAAGACGCUGUUAAAGAUGUGCAGUCCCAGAAAGUUGAUGGAUUAUUCAUAGAUCACUACGCAAACACCUUUUACCACUCAAGAGAAAAACUGAAAACGCUUCUCACCGUCAAGAAAUUGGAACUUCAAAGAGAUGUCGGGGUUCUCUUUUCAAAGGACAGAAAACACCUGGCAGAUUGCUUAAAUUAUCAUCGUUCCACCAUUUUGAGGUCGGCUCAAACUAUCACUGCAACAUAUAAGGUACAGCUUUAAGUUGGGAGAAUUAUUUGAACAGCGAGCUCCGAUCUCUGCUUUAUCAGCUAUUGUGCGUGAAGCAUGAAAAACAUUUAACAGGGUCAGCAACCUCUGUUACCCAGGUCACUUAGACAAAAGUAACCAAUUCGAAUACAGAAGAGGAGAAAUUAAUUCCUUAUGACUUCUUCCUUGUCAUUGCUUGCCUUAGUCCCAUGAAAUGAUUGGCACGAUUUGAGUCAUGAUGAAUUGAUCUAUUUAUAAGAAAAUCAUGAAUGUUUCCUUUUUUUGACAGUCCACCAAAAGCAAUCCAGCCAAACAAUUCAGUUUGUUUGACGAUUCCUUCAGCUUUGUUAAAGUACUCCUGUACAUUUUGCUUGGAGUAUUGGCGGGAAUGCUUUGUAUUGGAGUAAUAUGGGACUUACUUAUCAGGAAGAAGUCUGGCAAGAAGCAAAAUUCCAUGAUAGAGUGGCGUAAGCUUGUUUCCUCUUGACGGUGUCCAUUUAUUCAUCGUGUUGUGAAUAGUUUCAUCUGCCUUUAAUUCAUUCAUCUAUCCAUUUAUCCAUCGGUCUUUUCAUUUUACUUAAGUUUACGAAUCUAUCCAUUCAACCCCACAUCAGUCAUUACGGAUUAAGUGAUUCAGUAAUUUAUACAAUUAUUCACCUUUUCAACCAGCCAUCCCUUCAUCAGUCGUCUCGUUCGUCCUUAUAUCCAUCCAUCCAUCCAUCCAUCCAUUCAUUCGAUUCAUUCACGUCAUCCACAAAUUUAUCUAAUUAUUUUUUCUCAUUUUUUCUGUUUUUUUUCUAUUCAACAUUGUAUUCAGUUCGAUUCCAACGGCGGGCCUUCUCCAUUGAUGUGGUUAUGUGGCAUUACGAAAUAAUCCAAUUUCAUUCAUUUAACAGAAGCUGAAAACAAAGGAAUGGCGUUAACUGAGAGAGAAAGUAUUCUCAACGACUUUGAAGUAGCCAAAAGACUUCUUAAACAAAUGCAAGAUCACUUUACAACACUGGAAUCAAAGGUUUCAAAAAUUCGGGAUAACCAGUAA
Molecule: messenger RNA, 3839 nt
Organism: Pocillopora meandrina
Lineage: Eukaryota; Metazoa; Cnidaria; Anthozoa; Scleractinia; Pocilloporidae
Source: the annotation of a GenBank genome assembly